This is a messenger RNA of Onychostruthus taczanowskii (white-rumped snowfinch), 2002 nucleotides long. RefSeq names its product CDK5 regulatory subunit associated protein 3 (gene CDK5RAP3). Gene Ontology annotation, cellular component: endomembrane system. Lineage: Eukaryota; Metazoa; Chordata; Aves; Passeriformes; Passeridae. Gene Ontology annotation, biological process: regulation of mitotic cell cycle; regulation of cyclin-dependent protein serine/threonine kinase activity. Bases 121 to 1821 code for a protein of 566 amino acids. The record is from RefSeq and is a predicted model, not a curated record. The transcript has 14 exons.
CUGAUUGGCGGGAGCGGGACCUCUGGGCGGAGCGCGCUUUGAUUGGCCGAGGCGCGGGCGCUGGGGCAGGCGAUUGGCUGGGGCGGGGAGGGCGGAAGUGGAGAGGCGGUGACGGGAAAGAUGCAGGUCGCUCCGCAGGAUUACCGGAAUGUGCCCAUCGACAUCCAGACCAGCAAGCUGCUGGACUGGCUGCUGGACCGGCGGCACUGCGGGCGGCGCUGGCCGGCGCAGGUGGCGCAGGUGCGGGAGCGGAUCCGGGCGGCGCUGCAGGACAUGCCCGAGCACCCCGAGAUCCGAGCGCUGCUGCAGGGCUCCUACCUGCACUACUUCCACUGCCUGCGCAUCGUGGAGAUCCUCAAGGGCACCGAGGCCUCCACCAAGAACCUCUUCGGGCGCUACUCGUCCCAGAGGAUGAAGGACUGGCAGGAGAUCGUGUCCCUCUACGAGAAGGACAACGCCUACCUGGCCGAGCUCUCGAGCCUGCUGGCGCGCAGCGUCGGCUACGAGCUGCCGGCGCUGCGGCGGCAGCGGGGCCGCUGGCAGCAGGCGCAGCAGGAGCUGGCGCGGCGCGAGGACGAGUGCCAGCUGCGGGCGGGCGAGCUCCGCGAGCGCUUCCUGAGCUCCUGCCGCCAGUACGGCAUCGCCGGCCAGGACGUGCGCCAGGAGCUGCUGGCUCAGGUGCAGGCGCUGCCGUCGCUGCUGUCCCGCAUCGGGGACGGCGCCAGCGCCCUCGGGGACGCCAUCGAGCUGUACCAGGCCUGCGUGGCCUUCGUGUGUGACAGCCCCGGGGCCGAGGCGCUGCCGCUGCUGCGGCUGGCGGUGUCGCACGGGAACUGCUCGGUGUUCCGGUGGCGCACGGGGCGGGAGCCGCAGCGGCUGGAGCGGCCCGAGCCGCGCGAGGCACCGGAGCCGCCCCGCGAGGACACGAUUGAUUGGGGGGAUUUCCCCGCGGAGCCGCCCCAGGGCGGGGACAUCGACUGGGGCAUCACCGUGGAGCCCGGUCCCCAGGGGGACGAUGGCAUCGAUUGGGGUGAUGGCAAGAAGGGACAGGAGGGGACGAUCACAGCAGAGCCCAGUCCCCAGGGGGACGAUGGCAUCGAUUGGGGUGAUGGCAAGAAGGGACAGGAGGGGACGAUCACGGUGGUGGAGUCUGGAACUGAGGCCCCCGAGGACGUUGCCCGCGGCUCGGACGCGCUGACCCUGCUGGAGAACCCCGAGACUCGGAACCAGUUCAUCGACGAGCUGAUGGAGCUGGAGCUGUUCCUGGCGCAGCGGCUGCUGGAGCUGGAGGACGAUGCGGACGUGGUGGCCAUGAGCCAGCUGCAGGCGGCCCCGGCGGCGCUGCAGGGCCAGAGCGGCGCGCGGCUGCGGGCCCGGCUGGCCACGGCGCGGGAGCUGCUGGCCCAGCUGUGCUCCCGCAGCGUGCAGCACCUCUGCAUGAUCCUCGCCUCGCCCAGGUACGUGGAGCGGGUGACAGCCCUGCUGCGGCAGCAGCUGCUGCAGGCCGAGCUGCAGCUGGCCAAGAGGGACGCGCUGGGGCAGCGGCGCCGCCAGGCCCUGGCCGAGCAGGCGGCGCUGGAGCCGCGGCUGCAGCGGCUGCAGGAGAGCACCAGGGAGCUGCAGCGGCUGGUGAGGGACGGGGGGACAUCAGCCUGGGACACCUGGGGACAUCAGACUGUGACCGCUAAGGGACAUCAGGCGGUGACACCCGAGGGACACGGGGGUCCUCAGGGGGUCCCGCCCCUCCCAGCCCCGGUGCCGCGGGGUUUGGGGGUGUCGGUGAAUAAACCCAAAUUUUGUGUCACAUCGAGCUGGGUUUGAGGGGGGAGAGGAGCCGCGUGUCACCGAGGGGGAGCGGGGACAGGGACAGAGACAGGGACAAGGACAGGAGAGUGGGAGGCGAGAGCUGGAGCCGGGCUGGGACCCCCUCUUAGCCCUCCCUCCCCCUGGGGGGUCGCACAGCCCCCGGCCCGGGGGUGCGGGGUUUCGAAUUCACGGCAGA